AUGAGAAACCUUCCAAUUCUGCUGUCGCUAUGUGUGGCCGUGUGCUCAGCCUAUCCACUGGACAGGGCUGCAAGGGACAAGGAAGACAGCAUGGAGUUUGUUCAGCAAUAUCUAGAAAACUACUACAACCUUGCAAAGGAUACGAAACAGUUUGUUAGAAGAAAGGACAGUAGUCCGGUAGUCAAAAAGAUUCAAGAGAUGCAGAAGUUUCUGGGGUUGGAGGUGACAGGAAAGUUGGACUCUGACACUCUGGAGGUGAUACGCAAGCCCCGAUGUGGGAUUCCUGAUGUCGGUUCCUUCAGAACCUUUCCUGGUAUGCCCAAGUGGAGGAAAACUCACCUUACCUACAGAAUUGUGAAUUACACAAAGGAUUUACCCAGAGAUGCUGUUGAUUCUGCCAUUGAAAAAGCUCUGAUGGUCUGGGAGGAGGUGACUCCACUUACAUUCUCCAGGAUCUAUGAAGGAGAAGCUGACAUAAUGAUCAUAUUUGCAGUUAGAGAACAUGGGGACUUUUUGCCUUUUGAUGGACCUGGAAAAGUUUUGGCUCACGCCUAUCCACCUGGAUCAGGGUUUUAUGGAGAUGCUCACUUUGAUGAUGAUGAACAAUGGACAAAGGAUACAUCAGGAAUCAAUUUAUUCCUUGUUGCUGCCCAUGAAUUUGGCCAUUCCCUGGGUCUCCAACACUCAACCGAACGUGAAGCUUUGAUGUACCCAGUCUACGACCCUCUCACAGACCUCACUCGGUUCCGCCUUUCUCAGGAUGAUAUCAACGGCAUUCAGUUCCUGUACGGGUCUCCCCUAGUUUCCCCUAAUGACCCCGUGGUGCCCACGGAAUCUGUGCCUCCCGAACCCGGGACCCCAGCUGCGUGUGAUCCUGCCUUGUCCUUCGAUGCAGUCAGCACACUGAGGGGAGAAAUCCUGUUUUUUAAAGGCAGACAUUUUUGGCGGAAAUCUUUCAGGACACUCGAACCUGAAUUUCAUUUGAUCUCUUCAUUCUGGCCAUCUCUUCCUUCAGGCAUAGAUGCCGCGUAUGAAGUUACUAGCAAAGACACGGUUUUCAUUUUUAAAGGAAAUCAGUUCUGGGCCAUCAGAGGCAAUGAGAUGCAAGCAGGUUACCCAAGAGGCAUCCAUACCCUGGGCCUUCCUUCAACAGUAAGGAAAAUAGAUGCAGCCUUUUCUGACAAGGAAAAGAAGAAAACGUACUUCUUUGCAGAGGACAAAUACUGGAGAUUUGAUGAGAAGAGACAAUCCAUGGAGCCAGGUUUUCCCAAGCAAAUAGUGGAAGAUUUUCCAGGGGUUGAACCAGAGGUGGAUGCUGUUUUUGAAGUAUUUGGGUUUUACUAUUUCUUCAAUGGAUCUUCGCAGUUUGAAUUUGACCCAAAUGCAAAGAAAGUGACACAUGUGUUGAAGAGUAACAGCUGGUUGAAUUGUUAG
This is a messenger RNA of Budorcas taxicolor (takin), 1434 nucleotides long. Its product is annotated as stromelysin-1-like. Bases 1 to 1434 code for a protein of 477 amino acids. The transcript is spliced from 10 exons. Gene Ontology annotation, molecular function: metalloendopeptidase activity; zinc ion binding. Gene Ontology annotation, biological process: collagen catabolic process; proteolysis; extracellular matrix organization. The record is from RefSeq and is a predicted model, not a curated record. Lineage: Eukaryota; Metazoa; Chordata; Mammalia; Artiodactyla; Bovidae. Gene Ontology annotation, cellular component: extracellular matrix.